CGGUAUUAUGGCAAUGACGACGACGAUGACGACGACGACUCGAUAAAGUCGAGUAUUCGACGGAAAACCGCACGUUAACCAGUGAUGUGAACCAUCUUCGAUCAACGAUAGUUGUCUGUUAGUUGAAUAAAAAAUAAUUGUGCGUACACGAGUCGAAUGCAUUAUCAUAUUUACUGUUUUUUAAGUCGAAACCCUCACCUCACGGUUAAUCGUGUUAAUUGCAUUCAGUCAGCAUUCUACGAACAAAACAUCGUGUGCGUGACAAUUACCUUAUAUAAGGAUUCGCAUUGUUUUUACUCCAGUCAUUAGCUAAGUGCCGGAUUUUCUGCACGUUUCUGCUUUUCUUGACAUUCUCAUGAAUCAGAAAAUGAGAAUAUUGUUGGUCGCGCUUGCGAUGCUCAUAAGCGUCGAAGCUAGAGCUCAGGAUUGGGGGAAUGGUUUCAAUAAUCCUGGAUUUGGCAAUGGAAGAGGAAAUAACUAUGGUUAUGGCCCAGCUUGGGCGUAUCCGGUACGACAGAACUACCUGCAAAAUAUUGCAUUGGGCUCUAACGUUGAAUGGGUAUGCCGAAAUUCGCAGACGAACGAUGUGAUGAUCAUUGCUGUCGACAACACGCAACAAACUUCUAAUAGGGGGCCGUGGCAAUGGCAGAACCUUCCACUAUAUGGCCAUAGACACCAACAAGAUGGACAUCAUUGGACUCAACCAAUUAUUGUCAUUCAACAAGGAACCAAAGAUAGUAACAAUGAAGGAAGUAACCAAACGCCAUUUCCAACUACAACUAUUGGAACAUAUAACGAUAACAACAAUAAUCAACCGACUACAACAUCGGGAACACAUAGCAACGAUGAUCAACCGCAAACCACACCGCAAUAUCACGGUGGAGAAGGAUUAAUCGAUAUAAGAUUCGGAAAAAAUAGUGCUUGAAGAACGUAACGCGAAAAAGAAAGAUUCAUACAUAAGCUGUAAUAGAAAAUGAUAAUGUCUACAACUGAAUAUGUACAUUGAAUGAUGUAUAUUUGGAGUCACAUUAAAUAUAUCACAAUUAGUCAUUAGCUACA
This is a messenger RNA of Odontomachus brunneus, 1059 nucleotides long. RefSeq lists its product as uncharacterized. Bases 356 to 925 code for a protein of 189 amino acids. NCBI's taxonomy places the organism in Eukaryota, Metazoa, Arthropoda, Insecta, Hymenoptera, Formicidae. The record is from RefSeq and is a predicted model, not a curated record. The transcript is spliced from 3 exons.